AUGGCAGUAUCUUCGAUUCAAGACCGAACAAACGAGUUCAGGUCGGUCCUCACCCAGUUUCAAAAGCGACAGGCAUCAUCCAAGGUUGGAGCGCAGAGACAAUCACUCCUUACAGAUUCGCAGAAGGCUGCUGCCAACGGCAGCGCGAAUGGAGAUGGAAAGCCAAGAAGAUCCGAGUUCGCAAGGAGAGCCGCUGAGAUAGGAAGGGGGAUUGGAGGGACCAUGAGCAAGUUAGAAAAACUGGCACAAUUGGCCAAGCGGAAAACACUCUUCGAUGAUCGCCCGGUGGAAAUCAACGAAUUGACAUUUAUCAUCAAACAAGACCUUUCAUCCCUCAAUCAGCAAAUUUCCUCCCUACAGACCCUAUCCCGCGCUCAACAUCCUAAAGCCGACCAAGAAGGAGAGCACAACAAGAAUGUAGUCUUCAUGCUGCAAGGCAAACUCACAGAUGUAUCCGUGAAUUUUAAAGAUGUAUUAGAAGUCCGAACACAGAAUAUACAGGCCUCGCGGUCACGAACAGAAAAUUUCGUAUCCUCAGUAUCAGCAAACACCGCGCCGCAAAUAUCACAAUCCGCCUCCCCAUUAUAUAGCACACCAAACCGAGGCUCCCCUGGACCGGGUCAAGAUCUAUUAUCGCUAAAUCCGGUGGGUGAUCAGCAACUUCUGAUGAUGGAAGAAGCACAGCCUCAAAAUACGUAUAUCCACCAAAGAGGCGAGGCUAUCGAGGCCAUCGAACGAACAAUCAGCGAACUCGGUGGGAUUUUUGGGCAGUUAGCAUCCAUGGUCUCGGAGCAGAGUGAGAUGAUCCAGCGGAUCGAUGCUAAUACCGAGGAUGUGGUAGACAAUGUACAAGGUGCUCAAAGAGAGCUGCUCAAGUACUGGUCGCGAGUAUCUAGCAAUCGCUGGCUGAUUGCGAAGAUGUUUGGUGUUCUCAUGAUCUUCUUUUUACUUUGGGUUUUAAUAGCAGGUUAG
Lachnellula hyalina is the source of this 972-nucleotide messenger RNA. It is a transcript of the gene sed5, whose product is annotated as Integral membrane protein. Gene Ontology annotation, cellular component: endomembrane system; Golgi membrane; SNARE complex. Gene Ontology annotation, biological process: intracellular protein transport; vesicle fusion; endoplasmic reticulum to Golgi vesicle-mediated transport. The record is from RefSeq and is a predicted model, not a curated record. The transcript has 3 exons. Bases 1 to 972 code for a protein of 323 amino acids. Gene Ontology annotation, molecular function: SNAP receptor activity; SNARE binding. NCBI's taxonomy places the organism in Eukaryota, Fungi, Ascomycota, Leotiomycetes, Helotiales, Lachnaceae.